AUGGCUUCAAUUGCAAAGGUGCUGCGACCUGUGGUCCAAAGGGCUGCCUCGACCGCCCGCCCCUCCGUCAGACCUGCGCGAGUAAGCAGGAUAUAUCAACAUUCCAGACCUCUAUCUGCAACCACACCCCGCCGGGAGGCAGUCGACAUCACCGAAAUCCCUCCCACGCCCAUUACACACCUCUCCGAGAUUGAGGCCGCUAUGGCCGACUCGGUGUCCAAGUUUGCCAACGACGUGAUCGUGCCCAAGGUCCGGGAGAUGGACGAGAAAGAGUCCAUGGACCCGGCAGUCGUGGAGCAGCUCUUCGAGCAAGGCCUCAUGGGUGUCGAGAUUCCCGAGGAGUACGGAGGCGCUGGCAUGAACUUUACGGCGGCAAUUGUCGGUAUUGAGGAGCUGGCACGGGUCGACCCCAGCGUGAGCGUGUUGGUAGACGUGCACAACACCCUGGUCAACACGGCAGUGUUGAAGUGGGGGAGCGCGGAGCUGAAGAAGAGGUGGUUGCCGAAGCUGGCUACGAAUACGGUCGGGUCGUUUUGUCUUUCGGAGCCGAUCUCGGGAUCCGAUGCGUUUGCGCUGACGACGAAGGCAACGAGGACGGAGUCGGGGUACAAGAUCUCGGGGAGCAAGAUGUGGAUUACAAACUCGAUGGAGGCUGACUUCUUCAUUGUAUUUGCGAAUUUGGAUCAGAGCAAAGGGUAUAAAGGCAUCACAGCCUUCAUUGUCGAGAAAGACAUGAAGGGCUUCUCCAUUGCGAAGAAGGAAAAGAAACUUGGUAUCAAAGCUAGCAGCACGUGUGUAUUGAACUUUGACGAUGUCGAGGUACCAUCAGGAAACCUGCUGGGCAACGAAGGUGAUGGCUACAAAUACGCUAUUGGACUUCUCAACGAAGGCCGCAUCGGCAUUGCGGCCCAGAUGACUGGUCUUGCGCUGGGUGCCUUUGAGAACGCUGUGAAGUACGUCUGGAACGACCGCAAGCAAUUCGGCCAAUUGGUUGGCGAUUUUCAAGGCAUGCAACAUCAGAUCGCGCAAGCGUAUACUGAAAUCGCCGCCGCGAGAGCGCUGGUAUACAACGCUGCCCGCAAGAAGGAGGCAGGCCAGCCCUUCACCCAGGACGCUGCGAUGGCCAAAUUGUACUCGUCACAGGUCGCGCAGAGGGUCAGCGGACAGGCUAUCGAAUGGAUGGGCGGCAUGGGGUUCGUGAGGGAGGGGAUUGCAGAGAAGAUGUGGAGGGACAGUAAGAUUGGAGCUAUCUAUGAGGGAACGAGCAAUAUCCAGCUGCAGACGAUUGCGAAGAUGUUGAAGACGCAGUACACGAGCUAG
Messenger RNA from Drepanopeziza brunnea f. sp. 'multigermtubi' MB_m1, 1320 nucleotides. RefSeq lists its product as uncharacterized. Gene Ontology annotation, molecular function: flavin adenine dinucleotide binding; acyl-CoA dehydrogenase activity. Gene Ontology annotation, cellular component: mitochondrion. Lineage: Eukaryota; Fungi; Ascomycota; Leotiomycetes; Helotiales; Drepanopezizaceae. The record is from RefSeq and is a predicted model, not a curated record.